This is a messenger RNA of Lucilia cuprina (Australian sheep blowfly), 2879 nucleotides long. RefSeq names its product ATP-binding cassette sub-family B member 6 (gene Hmt-1). Lineage: Eukaryota; Metazoa; Arthropoda; Insecta; Diptera; Calliphoridae. The transcript has 6 exons. The record is from RefSeq and is a predicted model, not a curated record. The coding region runs from base 45 to 2597 and encodes 850 amino acids. Gene Ontology annotation, molecular function: ATP binding; heme binding; ATP hydrolysis activity. Gene Ontology annotation, biological process: transmembrane transport; heme transport. Gene Ontology annotation, cellular component: membrane.
UUUUAAUUUUUUGCAGCUGCCCAACAACCAUAACAUUUAUCAAUAUGCUAUAUUGUCCGCCAAACGUAACCUUUUCACAGAUCUGGCUUAAUCAUGGCAUCUCACAUUGUUUUAUGGACACUGUGGGUACUUCCGUAUGUGCUGGGGUCAUGAUACUUUUCGGUCUAGUUCAGCUCUAUAUGUAUCGCAAAUAUGCUGUACGCAUAUCAGAUCCUGCUUUACUAGUUAAAUCUCGACUUUAUGGUUUACAAUUGUUCCUAUUGUGUUUCUUUCCCAUGUUACAGUUGGUGAGAUUUUUACUAAAUGCUCGUAUUUAUGACAACAGUGCUGUUUAUGGUUAUAUGAUUCUUUCCACGGUUUUAAUUUGUGUGUCUUAUCCUUUUUCCAUUUGUUUGGUACACAAAGAGAGACAUUUUCAAUUACCUUCGGUACCUACACGAGGUCAUGGUUUAGUCUUAUUACUUUUCUGGACCUUGGCCUUUAUUAAUGAAUCUUUGGCUUUUAUAAAUCUAAGACAUGAAGACUGGUGGUUCAAUUUGAAAACAAAUAAAGAUGAAAUUGAAAUGGGUUUAUUUGUUACCCGUUUCCUUACUUCAUUGCUUAUUUUCGUAUUGGGUCUUAAGGCUCCUGGCAUACGCUUUUUCUAUGAUGAACAUCGACGUUUAGAGGAGGAACAGGCUGAAAAUCAGGGUCUACAAAGAGGUUCUGCAUUUCGGAAUGCUUUUAAGAAAUUACGUAAACUAUUUCCCUAUUUGUGGCCUAAGAAGGAUAUUCUGUUACAGAUUACAGUUUUGUUAUGUAUUCUUCUAUUGGCGGCGGGUCGUGUAAUCAAAUUGUAUUUGCCUAUUUAUCGUAAAAAUUUGGUGGACAGUUUAACCAUUGAACCCAUAGUUUUUCGUUGGGAUUAUGUUUUAAUCUAUGUAGCUUUAUCAUUUCUCCAAGGAGGCGGUACCGGUACUAUGGGUUUAUUUAAUAACUUACGUUCAUUUCUCUGGAUUAGAGUACAACAAUAUACGACACGCGAAAUUGAAGUGGAUCUCUUUCAACAUUUACAUUAUUUAUCGUUGCGCUGGCAUUUGCAACGUAAAACUGGUGAAGUUUUGCGUAUAAUGGAUCGUGGCACAGAUUCAAUAAAUAAUUUACUCAACUAUAUUAUAUUUUCCAUAACGCCCACUAUAGUGGAUUUAAUAGUGGCUGUAGUGUAUUUCAUUUAUGCCUUCAAUUGGUGGUUUGGUUUAAUUGUUUUCUUAACCAUGUUUUUGUAUAUUUUGGCCACUAUUUUGGUAACCGAAUGGCGUACUCAGUAUCAGAGACGUAUGAAUCAGGCUGAUAAUGAACAGCGUGCACGUAGUGUUGAUUCUUUAAUAAAUUUCGAAACUGUAAAAUAUUAUGGUGCCGAACAGUAUGAAGUUAAUGCCUAUCGUGAUGCUAUUAAGAAAUAUCAAAAAGAAGAAUUUCUCUCCUUGGUAACUCUUAACAUUUUGAAUACUUCCCAAAACAUUAUAUUAUGUUUGGGCCUACUGUGCGGCUCCAUGCUGUGUGUAUAUCUUGUGGUUCAUCAUCAAACUUUAACAGUGGGUGAUUUUGUACUCUUCUUUACGUAUUUAAUGGAUCUCUAUAUGCCACUCAAUUGGUUUGGAACCUAUUAUCGUGCUAUACAAAAGAAUUUUGUUGAUAUGGAGAAUAUGUUUGAAUUACUUAAGGAAGAAGAGGAAAUAGUUAAUGCACCUGGCUGUGGUCCUCUCCUUACCAUGGGUGGUAGCAUACAAUUUAAGGAUGUCAGCUUUGGUUAUUCACCCGAAAAGAUAGUACUUAAAAAUGUUUCAUUUAAAGUACCAGCUGGUAAGACAGUGGCAAUUGUUGGUCCAUCGGGUGCGGGUAAAAGUACUAUUGUUCGCUUACUGUUCCGUUUCUAUGAUGUGCAAUCGGGCGCUAUAUUAAUUGAUGGUCAAGAUAUUAAAUUGGUUACCCAGGAAAGUUUAAGACAGGCUAUAGGUGUGGUGCCCCAGGAUACGGUUUUGUUUAACAAUACCGUUUUCUAUAAUAUCGAAUAUGGUAAAAUAGGUGCCACCGCUGAUGAGGUAUACGAGGCUGCACGCAUGGCCGAUAUACACGAUCGUAUUCUCAGUUUCCCCGAACGUUAUGAAACCAAGGUGGGAGAACGUGGUCUACGCUUAAGUGGUGGCGAAAAACAAAGAAUAGCUAUUGCUAGAACUUUAUUGAAAGCUCCCGCCUUAGUACUACUAGAUGAGGCUACUUCCGCUUUGGACACCAACACUGAGAGAAACAUACAGGCUGCUUUACAUCGUGUCUGCUCCAAUAGAACCACCAUUAUUAUUGCCCAUAGAUUAUCCACUAUUAUACAUGCAGAUGAGAUCUUGGUACUAAAGGAAGGCUCCAUAGCCGAAAGAGGUCGUCAUGAAGAUUUGCUAAUGAAAGAGAAUGGCCUCUAUGCUCAAAUGUGGCAGCAACAAUUGAAAAACUUAGACGCUCCCUCCUCAUCCUCAGAAAAUUUGGAAGAGAAAGCUAAAACUAACGGUGGCGGUAAUGCCUCUGCUUAUUUAAGAGCUGGCCAUGCUCAUGGUGGCGCUCAAUAGUUUAAUUAAGAAAACUUUAUAUGCAUGUUUAUAUUUUUGUAUAAUUGGUUUUUGUAACAAAAAGAUAAUGUUUAACUAUUAAAUAAAAAAUGAAUGUGAUUUAGGGAUGCUGUAUAUUGAACCAAAAUAAACAUCAAAUUGUAUAAUAAGAUUAUAGAACAAAUUCAUAAUGAAAUAAAAACAAAAAUAACAACUUACUAUUUUAUAAAUUAAGAUUUAGGUUAAUUUUUAAAUAAAAUGCAAAGCUAUAUAAAAAGAACUUUCAAAAGUUUUAUAAACAAU